Sordaria macrospora k-hell is the source of this 2217-nucleotide messenger RNA. RefSeq lists its product as uncharacterized. Gene Ontology annotation, molecular function: lipid kinase activity. Gene Ontology annotation, cellular component: intracellular membrane-bounded organelle; membrane; cytoplasm. Gene Ontology annotation, biological process: sphingosine biosynthetic process; phosphorylation. The record is from RefSeq and is a predicted model, not a curated record. Lineage: Eukaryota; Fungi; Ascomycota; Sordariomycetes; Sordariales; Sordariaceae.
AUGCCCUCCUGGCUCAAGAACAUUGUCUCACUUGGUCAUCGACGAAAGGGCUCCACCACUGCCCGAAAACAAGAUCAGAGCAGCAGCAACAGUCAAUCCGAUCCAAAGCCAGAUUCUCAACUGAAGGCGUCCUCUUCAAACGGACACAAAUCACAACCCGAAAGUCACCCAGACAAAGGAGUUGGUGAAAGCAAGAAAGGACAACCAAAGGAAGAUUUACCCCGCAACACCAAGAACAGCGAUCAACAACCCCGCGAUAGCGACAACAUGACCGCCGCCGCCGCCGUGUCGCCCACUAAAACCCCCGACAACACAUCUUCACAAGACCACAUCCACCUCAACAAGCGAACAGGAGAUCUCAUCCAAACAUCCGCUCACAAUGAUGGAGUCGGCGACAUUGAAAACUCGGCCAACGCCCUGAACCCCAACCAAAUCAUCUUCAUCCUCAAAAGUGAUGAUACUGAUACCAGCCACGGUGGUUAUCGCAUUUACUCGCUUCUCGAAGAGGAGCCAUCAUCUGCCGGCGCCGACGAGGACGGAGACGGGGAGAAGGCCAAGGCCAAGUUGAAGGUCAUCAAUGGCAAAACUGGCGAUGAUGGUCAUGAUGAGAAGUCAGCGAAGGCAAAAUCGCCGUUUAAACUCUCCGUUACAUGCGCGCAAAACCUGCCGGAGGAGUUGAAGGAGGAGUUUUUAGUUGCGAAGAUACCAGACCACUUGGCGAAUGUUGAUGAGUUGCAUGUGAUUGUCUCGACGCGGUCGGGGUUAGGGCUGGCGGCGGGGUUUUAUGAGGGGGUUCUGAAGAGGUUGUUGGGGGAGGGAUUUGGGUUUGUGGGGGUUGGUGAUUAUGUGGUUAAGCCGGAGGGUAAGGCAAAUGACCAAGAGAAGGAGGGAAGGAGUGGACAAGACAAGAGAGAAGGCGGAAGGAAAUAUCGCAUUACGGUGACCAAGAGUGCGGAUACUGUUAAGGAUUUUGCGAGGGGGUUGGUCUCCUCGUCACCACCAGCUGGUUCGCAAGGGAAACAACAGCAACCAAGCAGGACCAUCAUCCUCCUAUCCGGCGACGGCGGGAUUAUUGACUUGCUCAACGGUCUCGACCACCCAGAUCAGCACGGUGUGUCUUCACCACAGUCAUCAUCACCAUUACCACCACCCACCCCAAUCCUCGCCAUCCUCCCCCUAGGCACUGGCAACGCCCUCUUCCACUCCCUCCACAAGCCACUUUACAUACCAGAAGGCCCAUCACCACUAGUCCUCGGCCUCCGCACCCUCAUCAAGCGCGGCGUCUCCGCUCCUCUCUCGACUUUCCGAGCCGAGUUCUCACCGGGAGCUAAAUUGAUCUCCAGUCAGCCGGAGGUGCUUCCCGAUGACGAGGAACCGAAAGAUAAUUUGUUGUUUGAGGUUACCGACGCCAAAACCGACACCACCGAUACAAUUGGAAAGCAAGAAGAAAAAGAGAAGAAUGCGAAACCAAAACCCCGACCAGAAAUAUCCCACCUCCUAGGCGCCAUCGUUUUUUCGUAUGGCUUCCACGCCUCGCUAGUCUACGAGUCCGACACGCCUGCCUACAGGGUACACGGCGAUAAGCGGUUCGGCAUGGCGGCUGGGGAGUUGCUCAAGAUUUCGCAUCUGUAUGAUGCUUCUUUGUCUAUCCGCCGCCGCUGUACCUCUUCCUCCUCCUCCUCCUCCUCCUCCUCCUCCUCCUCCUCCUCCUCCGCAGCAGCAGGAACAGCAUCAGGAACAGCAACAACAGAAAGCAACUGGAAAUUGUUACCUCGCGAUUCCCACUCAACAUACAUCCUAACCACCCUAGUCUCCAACCUCGAAAAAACAUUUUGUAUUUCUCCUCACUCAAAGCCGUUGGAUGGACAAUUGCGGUUGGUGCAUUUUGGUUUCGGCGAGGACACCUCUCCCUCUUCCUCUUCCUCUGAAGAGAGGGGCAAAACCACGAUGGAUAUCAUGAUGGCUGCGUAUCGCGACGGUGAGCACGUCAAAGAUUCAGAGCAAAAGUUCAAGGGUGUGGUAGGCUACGAAGAGGUGGAGGAGAUCAAGGUCACGAUUAACGAGACGGAUGAGCGGUGGAGGAAAGUUUGCGUUGAUGGGACAAUUGUGGAGGUUGAGAGGGACGGAUGGGUUUCUGUUAGGAGGGAGGAAGGGGGAGGAGGGAAAGAGAGGUUGAGGGUUUUGGUUGAUGAAGGGGUUGUGGUUGGGAGGGGGUGA